This is a messenger RNA of Aedes albopictus (Asian tiger mosquito), 1853 nucleotides long. Its product is annotated as transmembrane protease serine 9. Gene Ontology annotation, molecular function: serine-type endopeptidase activity. The transcript has 7 exons. Gene Ontology annotation, biological process: proteolysis. NCBI's taxonomy places the organism in Eukaryota, Metazoa, Arthropoda, Insecta, Diptera, Culicidae. The coding region runs from base 149 to 1717 and encodes 522 amino acids. The record is from RefSeq and is a predicted model, not a curated record.
GCGGCUUCUGCUGGGAGCGCCCAUGGUGAAGCUGAAUAAACGGAUUCGCAGAUUCUAAUGUGUGUCAGACUGGUGAUCAAUUAAGAAAUAUAUUUUAUUAUUAAUGGUGUCUUAAAAUAAAACAUUUCGAGAGGUGCAAGAAUAUAAAAUGAAGUUAUUUCUGGGUGUUCUGAGUGGACUAGUUGUGCUCGUCAUAGCAGUAGCAGCAACCGAAUCAACGGAUUUAAAUGAAGACUUGGACGACUCAGUCAUUGUGGAAGCUAGUCAGCUUAGGCCGAGGCAGCCACGACAUAUUUGGCUAAGCACGCGAACUACAACAUGGGCUCAAGCGCUAGGCGACGGAAGUCCCUGUCUAACCUCCAAGGGACAUCUUGGGUUUUGCACGUCGUUCAGAAAAUGCUAUCCAUACUUCAAAGUGCCUGAUUUGAGCGUAUGGGAAUCAUGGGUACUAGGCAACUAUGAUACUUGUAGUUACUUCAACGAUGAAGGCAGACAAGCAUUCGGAGUAUGUUGUACCAAUCCCAUAACCCCUUUGCCUUCCACGGAAACAUCCACCGAAUCAUCAGCGGCACCACCGGUGGUUGGGAGUGGUAACGAAGUUACCGGUGAAAGUCCCAAGCAACCUCCUAAAAACAACAACUACCCCAGUUGGCCACCGCCAGUUCCAACUCAUCCUCCAGAUCACACUGCCGCCACCCAUCCGCCUUCGUUCACAUCCUCAGUUGCUCCUUUUGUGACCGAAGCGACAACGAAACCAACAGCAAGGCCAACCAACCGACCAGGCGGAACAACCUGGCCUACGAAACCGAGGCCACCGUCGGAGAGCAAUCAACCCACAAACCCGCCAAUGGUUUGGCCUCCGCCAAUUCCUACCCAUCCUCCAAUGCCACAGGUUGAGGUCACUACGACAAGGCCAAGCCCAGGAAAUCCGGGCACGGGCGGAGGUGCAGCUGGUGGUAAUGUGGGCUGUGGAGCUAAAAAUGGAAACCCGGACACUGAGCGAAUCGUUGGCGGCCACAAUGCAGAUCCGAACGAAUGGCCCUGGAUAGCUGCCUUGUUCAACAAUGGUAGACAGUUUUGCGGUGGAUCACUGAUCGAUAACGUUCACAUUCUUACGGCAGCUCACUGCGUCGCUCAUAUGACCUCAUUUGAUGUAUCCCGAUUGUCUGUGAAGCUGGGUGACCACAACAUCCGAAUUACCACCGAAGUACAACACAUCGAACGACGAGUGAAACGAUUGGUGCGACAUCGUGGUUUCGAUUCGCGAACUUUGUACAACGAUGUGGCCGUGCUGACGAUGGAUCAACCGGUUCAAUUUACGAAAUCAGUUAGACCCAUAUGUCUUCCCACAGGAGGAGCUGACUCGAGAGGAGCUACGGCAACUGUCAUUGGCUGGGGAAGCUUGCAAGAAAAUGGACCUCAGCCAUCGAUUUUGCAAGAAGUGAAUCUUCCUAUCUGGUCGAAUACUGACUGCAGUAGAAAAUAUGGCGCAGCAGCUCCAGGAGGUAUCAUUGAAUCAAUGUUGUGUGCAGGACAGGCAGCCAAGGAUUCAUGUAGCGGAGACUCUGGAGGGCCACUGAUGGUUAACUCUGGUAGAUGGACACAGGUUGGAAUCGUUUCGUGGGGUAUAGGAUGUGGGAAAGGUCAGUACCCAGGUGUGUACAGCCGUGUUACAUCGUUCAUGCCUUGGAUUACGAAGAACACCCAGGACACAUGAUAAAUAAAGUGAUUCCCAUUUAUGGAAUAAUUUAACGUUGCUUCUCCCUACUGAUGCCAUUUAAAUACGAAACAACUUUGUAAAAAUAUGAUUUGUAGUUUAAUAAAUGUCUGCUUUUUAACAGACAUAUAGUGAU